Messenger RNA from Ilyonectria robusta, 1162 nucleotides. RefSeq lists its product as uncharacterized. The transcript has a single exon. The record is from RefSeq and is a predicted model, not a curated record. Lineage: Eukaryota; Fungi; Ascomycota; Sordariomycetes; Hypocreales; Nectriaceae. The coding region runs from base 181 to 897 and encodes 238 amino acids.
GUGCGGUGAAGUGGUAGAGGUGGUAAGUAGUUGGGGUAGGGCGGCCGCGGGGUCGAGGCCGAAGGGUCAAGGCAUUCAAGGCAGUCAAGAAUAGAUGUCGAUGGAAAUCCCAGACGAAGUGUAUUUGAAGUUGAAUUAGGGAAGCAAGUGAAGGGGUUAAGAAAGGCAACCUAGUAAUUAAUGAGAAGGGGGGUGGCCCAGGUGCCGGCCUCAACAACGUGUGAUCCGAUCCAGGCUAAGAUGGUCAACACCACUGAAUGGCUCGCAAUCCCACCAGUGUACCCAUACCCAUGGCUUCACCUGACGUGUUCGGUGCACGGUUCUUAUCGCGCUCCCAGAAUGAGCCCAUCAGAGAUGCUGCACGUAAUGUUGGCUGCUGCCGGAGGUAUCGUCCUGUCCUCAACUGAGCUAAGACCACACAGGGUUGAGGACCACCUGAUGAUCACAUUCCGCAAAUCCCGAGCUCGGGGGGAUGGCGACUCGCUGCAACUCACCACAAGCACAUCAGAGCCCAAUGUAUUGUUGUGGUGGGUGAAUGGGAUGUGCAAUUGCGCGCGCAGUUGGGCGAACUGCUCAGGCGCUGCCACGAAAGCAAGCGUCCCUCGACAUGACGCCAAUUCAAUGCACAAGCAGCCCGGGGGACGUCGACUGGGCCAGAUCGGGGUGGGUGGGCACUUGCAGCGACUGGCGACGACCAUCUCCAAAGCAGCCGGCCACUCACGGCGUCGGUGCGACGUGUUGCGCUGCAGCGAUUCUGGAGGUGCAUCCGGGAGAUGUGGAGCAAAGCUGUCACAAGGAGAUCGCGACAGUGAGGAGGAGCCCAAGGAACCGCGUCUGUGCUGGGGUGCAGGUCUCCUUUCGUCCCUUCAUCCCUUCAUUCCCUUCAUCGCACGUUAACAGGCGCCAGGUGGAUGCCUCUGAGUUGCUGAAGCCCGUCUUGGACGUCACUUCGCCGGUGGCGGGGCUCGGCGGGGCCCCGAAGAGCCAGAAUGAGGCCACUCGCCCACUGCAUUUCUUGGUGCGACGGUACCCAAAUGACGCUAGAUGGGGGUGAAGAGGCACUUCGUAUAAGAGGACAUGAGCAGCACUCGUUUCGCUCUCGUCUCUUGUCUGGCUGGUGGGAUGCUGCUGACCUGCACGGAGCCACAGCUGCGUGCGACGA